Plasmopara halstedii is the source of this 492-nucleotide messenger RNA. Its product is annotated as aspartyl glutamyl-trna(asn gln) c subunit. The record is from RefSeq and is a predicted model, not a curated record. Bases 1 to 492 code for a protein of 163 amino acids. Lineage: Eukaryota; Oomycota; Peronosporomycetes; Peronosporales; Peronosporaceae. Gene Ontology annotation, biological process: regulation of translational fidelity. The transcript is spliced from 3 exons.
AUGAUAAUAUCAGUAGCACGAGCGAGAAAGUUUUCUGUUGCACUUCGACGUGCAUCUCAGGCUCGAUGUGCAAGCUCUGUGUCUACCGCAUUGCCGGAGGGUCUUCAUGAAAUAACAUGCGUCCCGCGCACACCGUCGUGGUCAUUGAAGGAGCUCCAUUCGGCAGGAGCUCAGUUCAACGCCGAGGAUGCUGUGCUGACAGAGGAAAAGCUUCGUGAGCUGGCAGACCUGUGUCAUCUGCACCUGGAUGACGAUCGCAUCCCGAAGUUGCUCAAGGGAGUGGAGUCUAUCAUUCAGUGCACUAAAACAGUUCAGGCCAUGACCAUCAACGAGAAAAUCGAAGACGUGUAUGCCAAGCAUGACUUUGGCAUUGACGCGGCACCUCUUAGAGACGACAUCGUCACAGAAGGUGAUUGUGCAGAAGAGCUUUUGGCAAAUGCGGCUGUCAAGUGUGGCUACUACUUCAAGGUUCCGAAGGUAUUGCAAGACUAA